Paraglomus occultum is the source of this 465-nucleotide messenger RNA. The record is from the annotation of a GenBank genome assembly. NCBI's taxonomy places the organism in Eukaryota, Fungi, Glomeromycota, Glomeromycetes, Paraglomerales, Paraglomeraceae.
AUGAUUCACAUCCACAUUACGAUCGUGUUGGCUUUUUUGGUUUUUGCUCUACAUUUUGGUGCACAUGCUAUUCCAAUCACAACGACUACUGACUUAGAUAUACCUGGCUCGACGGGUAGCCCCAGUCUUCCUCGUUCUGCUCCCACGCUCUAUCCUCCUCCUGCUGCAAACCCUCCCGGCGCUAAUCCUACCAGCGCUAAUCCUCCCAGCGCAAACCCUCCCAGCGCUAAUCCUCCCAGCGCAAACCCUCCCGGCGCUAAUCCUCCCAGCGCAAACCCUCCCGGCGCUAAUCCUCCCAGCGCCAAUCCUCCCGGUGCUAAUCCUGGUAAUGAUGGUGACUCUCCAGGUCCAACAUAUCAAGAUGCUCCUCCUCCUUCUCUUACGCCGGCAAUCCCAGCAAGCACAAUGACAGUCAUAACAACUGUCAGAGAAACUGAAUACCCAGGGACAAUGUUUAUUAAGUAA